Molecule: messenger RNA, 1638 nt
Organism: Rosa chinensis
Lineage: Eukaryota; Viridiplantae; Streptophyta; Magnoliopsida; Rosales; Rosaceae
Product: beta-glucuronosyltransferase GlcAT14A
Exons: 4
Coding region: 266-1471 (401 amino acids)
Cellular component (GO): membrane
Molecular function (GO): glucuronosyltransferase activity
Source: RefSeq, a predicted model, not a curated record
UAUUAUGAGUGGGGGAUGAGCCUCCUAAAUGCCAUUUGCAAAAGCGAAGGCAACACAUCACCAGAAAUGCUAGGGCAACCAAUAGGACUGACUGACAGGGAGGCCUUCCCUUCUCUUCAAAGCAAGGAACCCAAAAUCCCACAGAUUUAAUGCCACACACUUCCCAAUCUAGCCUGUUAACCAUUUUUACCACCUGCCGUUCUCUUCCCAACCAUAUUUUAGACAUCUCCUCAUCUCUCAAAAAUUCCACAUUGUCUUUUCAGUAAUGGGUAUCAAAGUGUUGGUGGUAUCUCUGUUGCUAACUUCAAUUGUUUUCUCUUUUCUGUACUUCAUUCCAACCAGAUUAACAAUACCCAUUCACAGUUGGAAGCCCAUCAUCAAUCUGACCAAAUCCAACAUGAGUAUUACUAAGCCAUAUCCAGUGACCUUUUCAUAUCUGAUCUCAGCUUCAAAAGGCGAUUCGCUGAAGCUCAAACGCAUGCUCUAUGCUCUUUAUCAUCCUGGAAAUUACUAUCUGAUCCACAUGGAUUAUGAAGCAACGGAGGCAGAGCACAGAGACAUAGCUGAGUUUGUGGGUGGAAAUCCAGUUUUUGGGGAAGUGGGUAAUGUUUGGAUUGUUGGAAAACCCAAUUUGGUAACCUAUAGAGGACCAACCAUGCUUGCUACCACUAUUCAUGCUUUGGCUUUGCUCUUGAGGACUUGCAGAUGGGAUUGGUUCAUCAAUCUCAGUGCUUCUGACUACCCUCUAAUUACUCAAGAUGAUCUGAUCCAUGCCUUUUCUGACUUGCCGAGAGAUCUCAAUUUCAUUCAGCACUCCAGUCACUUGGGUUGGAAACUGAAUAAGAGAGGCAAGCCCAUUACAAUAGACCCAGCACUCUACAGCCUCAAUAAAUCAGAAUUAUGGUGGGUUAUUAAACAAAGGGCUCUCCCAACUGCUUUCAAGCUAUACACAGGUUCAGCUUGGACAAUGAUAUCAAGAUCUUUUGCCGAGUAUUGCGUAGUGGGUUGGGACAAUCUGCCCAGAACCCUCCUCCUCUACUACACCAACUUUGUCUCUUCUCCGGAAGGUUACUUCCAGACUGUCAUAUGCAACUCAGAAGACUACAAAAACACCACGAUCAACCAUGACCUCCACUACAUUUCAUGGGAUACACCUCCAAAGCAGCAUCCCAGGUCUCUCGGACUCAGAGACUUUAAAAGAAUGGUUCAAAGCAACCGUCCAUUUGCUAGAAAGUUCAAGCAAAAUGCCCCGGUGCUUAAAAAAAUUGAUCAACAACUGCUUAAACGACGCCGUGGAGAAUUUGCGUAUGGUGGAUGGUGUUCGGGGAAAGAAAAGACGCAGAGGUCAUGCUCAGGUUUGCAGAGUGAAAAUUAUGGAGUUUUAAGGCCAGGACCCGGAUCUAGGAGGUUGAAGUCCUUGUUAACAAAACUCCUUUCCACGAGGAAUCAUCAGAAGCAACAGUGCAGAUGAUUUCUUUAAACCAAUAUGAAUAAACUAUUUGCAUGCUUGUAAGUUGUAACUAGUAUACGUCUUCUCUUCUAAAUGAUAAUAUUUUGUUAGCAAUUUUUGUUAGCACCUAACUGAUAUAUUGUUAUGAAAUCUUCCAACCUAUGGCCGGUGUUUAUCAGUUUGUCAAA